AGAAUCUUCCCCAGCGCUCUGUCAACGCAAUGUCAGCACGACCUGAACCGGUGCUAUGUGCGAUCCUGCUACGAUGAAUACUUCGAAAAGAUCCUAGCUGCUCUAGCAAGGGGCCACGACAUCAUCACGGUUACUGGUCAAUCAGGAACCGGGACGUCAAUGUUCUUCGCCUACUUUUGCUCUCGAUACAGCGAAAGCAUCGUCGCCGCUGCGUUCACAAACACGUCUGAGUUGCAGCGAGUAGCCGUGUUUGAGCAAGGCCGUAUCACUAAUACGAUAAAACGGAACAGGUACGGAUUCCUGGAAGACGUUCAAGCCCAAGCCAUUGCCCGACGUGCGGAUUACAUCUAUUCGUACGAUGGAUCGCCGAGUUUCGCUCCGACGGCCCCAGCACGGGUCGUCUGCUUUACUAGCCCGAGUGCAGACUGGUUUCGCCAGAUGCUGGAUGAAGAGACCGCGUUGACGCUGUACAUGCCGCUGUGGGGCAUGGAGGAGCUAGUGACAGCAGCCAAUUGCCUUCAACUGGGCUUGCUGGGUCCUCCCGUGACUCGAGCCACAGUGGAAGAACGGCGCUACUUCUUUGGAGGUGUUGCUCGUGAUUGCCUCCGUACAAUCGAAGUGGAAUUGCCAAUGCUUCGCGUUCGUCGAGAGAUUCACGGUGUAAACAUUUUGGAUCUGGGGCGACUGAGGAAUGGAAUAUGGGCUCCGAUGCAUUAUCGCAUUUAG
Molecule: messenger RNA, 726 nt
Organism: Phytophthora sojae
Lineage: Eukaryota; Oomycota; Peronosporomycetes; Peronosporales; Peronosporaceae
Exons: 3
Source: RefSeq, a predicted model, not a curated record